UGAGACACGGAGCUGCUCACCGGUCCUCAACUUCUCUCCCCGCCGGCAUGAGUGAACUUGUCUCCCGGAGGAACUAAGACCUGCUCCCGGCCACAGGGAUGUAAAGCACGUUGCGCAUCCUCCUGUUGGAAUGCGUCCGACAUAACGACGACAGUUCACACAGGCACUGCAGAGGAAGAUGGAGGUCCAAAGUGGCGUUCAGCAGGCGGAGCCCCGCCCUCUGGGCUCCCCUCGGUCGGGGGCCAAUCAGCAGGAUGCACCGGAUGACAGUCAGACGGACACCAGUGGCGGGACCUCCUCUGACAAUCAAAGUACAGAUGUGCAGCCAGCAGGCCAGAGAGAUGACAAAAAGCCCAGCGCAGCGGUGAGAGGUUACCACAGCAGCAAGGCAGCUGCCAUGAAUUCAAACCUCGCCUCCGACUGGACCACCGGUAGCAGUGCCGGUCAAGGGGCCUGGAGUGGCCCCUCCUUCACCCACGCAAGUCUGCAGCAUUACCUAUCCCACCAACAGCAGCCGCACCACCACCACCACCACCACCACCAGUCCACAAGCUACGCCUACUGCUCGGCCCACACAGCUCAGCCCUAUGCUCCACCCCCUCAUCCGAUGGCUCCUCCCAGCCCCAGCACCAACAGCUGCAGCCACGGAGGGGCGGAGCAGCUGAGCAAGACCAACCUUUACAUCCGAGGCCUGCCACCCGGGACCACCGACCAGGACCUCAUCAAACUCUGCCAACCGUACGGAAAAAUAGUGUCAACCAAGGCCAUUCUGGAUAAGAACACCAACCAGUGCAAAGGAUAUGGCUUUGUGGAUUUUGACAGCCCAGCUGCGGCACAGAAGGCCGUGUCGUCUCUCAAAGCCACUGGGGUGCAGGCCCAAAUGGCCAAGUCAUCUCCACGAGGAUACUGAGGGACGCCAACGGGGUCAGCAGAGGAGUUGGAUUUGCCAGGAUGGAGUCCACAGAGAAGUGUGAAGUAGUGAUCCAGCAUUUCAAUGGAAAAUACCUGAAAACCCCGCCAGGCAUCCCAGCUCCCAUAGAGCCUUUGCUGUGCAAAUUUGCAGACGGAGGGCAGAAGAAACGCCAGAGCCAGAGCAAGUACCCUCAGAACGGGAGGCCGUGGCACAGGGAUGGAGAGACUGGCAUGGCGUUAACAUAUGAUCCCACCGCGAUGCAGAACGGGUUCUACUCCUCGCCUUACAGCAUCGCCACCAACCGCAUGAUCGCACAGACCUCCAUCACGCCCUUCAUCGCUGCUUCCCCCGUUUCCACAUAUCAGGUCCAGAGCACGUCAUGGAUGCCUCAUCAACAAUAUGUUAUGCAACCUACAGGUGCAGUGAUCACGCCAGGCAUGGACCACACUAUGUCCAUGCAGCCUGCCAGCAUGAUGGGUCCUCUCGCCCAGCAGAUGAACCAUAUGUCCCUGGGCACAACAGGAAGUUACAUGACUGCUGCAGCCGCCGCGGCGCCUAUGCAAGGGACCUACAUUCCCCAGUACACUCCUGUGCCUCCAACAGCCGUCCCUGUCGAAGGAGUGGUGACGGACAACUCCCCCCAGUCUGUGGCUCCCUCAUCACAGGAGGUGGUAGGCCAGCAGCAACAGAUGCAGGUGGACAGUGGUGCCGACCAUGUUCCUGCUUACUCAUACCAGUCCAAAUAGCAACGGCCUGAGCGAGUGUUCCUGUGACAGCGUUGCCUUGAGACAGAAGGUGGCUGCACUGUGAAUGUGAGGAGAAAAAAGAGAAUAGAAAGAGAUUGCUUCCAGAUUGCCCAGGCACCAAAAAAGAGACAAUUUUUUCAUUUCCUACCUGGCCUACGAGAAAAACAAAAAAAAGAAAAAAGAAUGAAAGAAAGAAAAAACACACAAACGAGAGGAAGGAGGCGAAGAGCUGAGCGAGGGGAUGGAGACAAAAAAAAAUUGCGGGGCACAGUGCAAAGAAGUGAAAUUGUUUAGUCUGGGAUUCUGCCUGAGGGGCUGAAGCUCCAAAAGUUUCUCAAAGAAAAUUCUCAACUACCGAUAAAAAAAAAAAAAAAAAGAACAGAAAAAAAGGUUGAAUGCGCAGGUAGGUGAUGAAGUUUAUUUUGUAAUUGGAAGAGGGGGGGGAGUCAAGUUUGAGAUACACACAGAGAUUGUCUUCCUCAGAUAUUAAGCUACAGUUUCUUUUCACUCUUUUUUAUGUUCUAGUGUUUAAAUUUUAGUUUUCUAGAUAUAUUUGAAAACAAAAGUGUUUUUUCUUUCUUGAAUCUUCAUGGCCUUAAUUUGAAGGGCGCCAGGAACUUUUUACGGAGUUUAACUCCUGACGUCUGGUUAGGGGGGAAAAGAUGUAAAAAAAAAAAAACGACAAAAAAAAAAAAAAAAGAAGAACAAGGCAAAUGGGACCAGUGUCUCUCACCGUGUGGAGAGAACGAGACACUGGGCGAGUUGCCGUUAGGAGGAGGGGGGUGGGGGGGGGAAAGAAUCUAUCACAUAAGCUGUACAGAUUUAAUAGAGAAGAGCUUUUUUUCUUUUCUUCAGUCGAAGAAAACUUUGAUAAUUAUUAUGUCAGAGGUAACUAAGUGUCAGAAGAAAAACAAAGUGUCUG
Molecule: messenger RNA, 2581 nt
Organism: Platichthys flesus (European flounder)
Lineage: Eukaryota; Metazoa; Chordata; Actinopteri; Pleuronectiformes; Pleuronectidae
Product: RNA-binding motif, single-stranded-interacting protein 3-like
Cellular component (GO): cytosol; ribonucleoprotein complex
Molecular function (GO): mRNA binding
Source: RefSeq, a predicted model, not a curated record